AUUUGUGGACGGUCCCAGUCUGCUCCCAGCUGCUAAAGGGAAUGCAAAGAUUAACCUGACCCAGUUUAUGGCAACACUGUGUGAUGGGUGCCUUGAUCACCUAGAAAGGAUGGUGUGAACAUGGGCUGUGGGACGCCAGGAGGCGUCCUUCACCUGGCCUGGGUUACAGGAUGACUCUGGGAAAGAUGAAUGUUGAAGGGUCUGUGCAAGUCGCCUCUAACUAUGGAAGGACACUGACUUUGGAAGGGCUGUAGAAGUCUUAGCAGCUGGACCUCCCCAGGAGUGCGAUGCUGCUGCUUCAUAGGGCUCCCCCCGCCCCAUUCCUGGCUUCUACAGGAUGGGGUUCACCGUGGAAGCACAGACUCAGAGUAAGUGGCAGGCAGUCCAGGUGGGACUACAGACACACCUGCACUGACCACUCACUGCUUUGCUCCUGGCUCAGGGAUGCCACACAGAAUGAGAGACAAGCCCUCUGCCCACCACCAUCUGUAAUGCAAGCCCUCUGCCCACCACCAUCUGUAAUGCAGUCGCAUCCUCACCACCUGCCCUUAAUUGUAUGAAGCAGGGACUACUGGCUGUCCUCAGCCCCUGGGGACAGGGGCUGGCCAGGGUGGUUUCAGCUAGAAACUCUGGAAAAGCUGAAAGAAGGCAAGUGGGGCAGGCAUAUAAUUGACGGCACCAGAGCAGGACCUGGCCUGGAUGCACCUGGGCCAGUGCAAGCAGAGGCAGGUACUUAAGGUGACCUAAAGUACCAGGAAGACCUAUUGGGAGAAGGUGAGCUUUGAGCUGAGACAGUAAAAGGAGUUAGCCAGGUGAGGAAUGGGUUUCCUUCCUAGGGAUCAGUACAUGUAGGGUGGCUUGACUGUUAGGGGGAAUGCUGUCCAGAAGGGUCAGAUCCUCAAGGGUUUGAAUACCACUAAAGCAGCGGUCCCCAACCUUUUUGGCACCAGGGACCGGUUCCGUGGAAGACAAUUUUUCCACGGACGGGGGGAUGGAAAGGUUCAGGCGGUAAUGCGAGCGAUGGGGAGCGGCAGAUGAAGCUUCGCUCGCUUGCCCACCGCUCACCUUCUGCUGUGCAGCCCGGCCCCUGCACUAAAGGAUUGCUUGCAGAGGCAAUUAGUAGCCAAGGAAGGGUAGUCGUGGGACUUGUUUUAGCGGGACCGUGUUGCCUAAAGGCUACACACCUCUCCUUUGACAAGUUUGGCAAACUCUUCUCCGGAGCCUGCAGGAAGCAACUCAACUAGUUGAGUGAUGGGCAAGUAACUCUGGCCUCAGUUUUCUCAUCUGUAAAGUGGGGAGGGCCCCAUCUGUCUCACCGGGUUGCUGUGAAAAGGAAGUGAGAGAACACGGGGUCGAGGGGCGCCUCCAGCCAGAAGAGAGCAACUUGUGGUCGCGCCUUUUUCUGCGCAACCCCCAUACAACUUAAAAAUCCCUACAAAAAGGACAGACCCAAAAAGAAAAAGAGCCCCAAAGUCAGUGGGUCGGGCCUCGGAGGGAUCGCAAGCGGCCUGAGUCUGACCCGCCGAAGUACGUGAGCCGUGGCGCUCGCAGGCAGGGGCAAACACCUUGGAGACCUCCAAGAGGCCCACCUCCAGGAUCCCGUAGCGCCAUGUUGCACGAUCCUCCGAGUUCCCACCUUACCCCGUGCACCUCAAGACCGUUCUACCUGUGCUUCUCGCUGGUGGACCGGCCUCCCUUUCCGGCUUCGUCCGCAGCCUCGGCCAAUCAGGUUGAAGCUGAUGAAUCGGGACUUGGCCAAACCACUCCCUCAUUGGAUACCGCUCGUGGGGGCGGGACGGGGGGGCGGAGCGCGCAUCAAAGCGGAAGUGGGUCGUCGCGCUGUUGAUCACGUAAUGCCGCGGCGCCUGAGGCGAUUCAGCUGGUUGGUGCGUAAGCUGCGAGCGACACCUGGUGCGGCCCGCUCGGUUCCCACUGCGCCCGCGACCCCGGCUUCGACGCCAGCUGCGGUCCGGCCGCCGCCUAAACAUGGACUCCGCCGGCCAAGAUAUCAACCUGAGUUCUCCUAACAAAGGUCUGCUCUCCGACUCCAUGACGGACGUCCCUGUCGACACAGCAGUGGCCACCCAGGCUCCUGCUGUUGAGGGUCUGACAGAUGCUGAGGCGGAGGAGCUCAGGGCUGAGCUUGCAAAGGUGGAGGAGGAGGUUGUCACUCUGCGCCAGGUGCUGGCAGCCAAGGAGAGGCACUGUGGAGAGCUGAAGAGGAGGCUGGGCCUUUCUGCCUUGGAGGGCCUGAAGCAGAACCUGUCCAGGGGUUGGCAUGAUGUGCAGGUCUCUAACGCCUACGUGAAAACUUCUGAGAAGCUUGGAGAGUGGAAUGAGAAAGUGACCCAGUCGGACCUCUACAAGAAGACCCAGGAAACCCUCUCUCAGGCAGGACAGAAGACCUCAGCAGCCCUGUCCACCAUGGGCUCUGCCAUCAGCCGGAAGCUUGGGGACAUGAGGGCUCGGCCCUUCUCACACUCCUUUAGGGCGGUCCUGCCCCUCCAAGUGGAGCUGCUCUCCUUCUCCCCGCAAGCAAGCGCUCUUUCUGCCGCGGGCGCUUGGGACCGGCUCAGACAGCCUCCCGAGUGUCCUUUACCUUGUGCUGAUCAAGCCGCUCCUCUGCCUUGGAGCAGCCACUCCAUCCGCCACUCCAUAAGUAUGCCGGCCAUGAGGAAUUCCGCCACCUUCAAGUCAUUUGAGGACCGAGUUGGGACCAUAAAGACUAAGGUUGUCAGUGGCAGAGAGAAUGGCAGUGACAACCUUCCCUCCCCGACCGGGAGUGGAGACAGACCCCUGCCCGAUCACACGCCCUUCUAAGCCCGUAGCGGCUUUGCCCGGCCACGGCACAAGCACACCCUCAUCGCCACAACUGCAACCUCAAGCGGCGGGUGUUGAGGACAAUCACGCCAUCCCCGUGGAGACGUGGCUGCCGCGCUCGCAUGGGUCAGAGAACAUGUCCUGUACACA
This is a messenger RNA of Balaenoptera musculus (blue whale), 2970 nucleotides long. It is a transcript of the gene TPD52L2, whose product is annotated as TPD52 like 2. Gene Ontology annotation, cellular component: cytoplasm. The transcript has 10 exons. The coding region runs from base 1987 to 2820 and encodes 277 amino acids. The record is from RefSeq and is a predicted model, not a curated record. NCBI's taxonomy places the organism in Eukaryota, Metazoa, Chordata, Mammalia, Artiodactyla, Balaenopteridae.